GUUCGAGGGAGGGAUUUUCCGCUGCCGGCCCUGGGCCCGGGCCUUGCAAGGAGGGUGCGUGCGCUCGCUCGCGGCCGCUGGAAGACCCCCACCCCGCUCCCUCCCCACCUCGAUGGGAGGCGAAUAAGACUCGGAGCCUUUCCUCCCCCUCCUGUAGGGAUUGGGCGGCUUGACCCAUUACCUCGCGGAGAUGACGGAAUACAAACUGGUAGUGGUGGGUGCUGGUGGCGUUGGGAAGAGUGCAUUGACCAUACAGUUGAUCCAGAAUCACUUCGUGGAUGAAUAUGACCCAACUAUAGAGGAUUCGUACCGGAAACAGGUGGUUAUUGACGGAGAGACCUGCCUCUUGGAUAUCCUGGACACAGCAGGGCAAGAGGAGUACAGUGCCAUGCGGGACCAGUAUAUGAGGACAGGAGAAGGCUUCCUUUGUGUCUUUGCAAUCAACAACACCAAGUCUUUUGAAGAUGUUCACCACUACCGAGAACAGAUCAACCGUGUGAAAGAUUCCGAUGACGUUCCUAUGGUUCUUGUUGGCAAUAAGUGUGAUCUCCCCUCUCGGACAGUGGAUACUAAACAGGCUCAGGAGCUUUCCAGGAGCUAUGGAAUCCCGUUUGUAGAGACCUCUGCCAAAACCAGACAGGGAGUGGAGGAUGCUUUCUACACCCUGGUGCGAGAAAUCCGAAAGCACAAAGAAAAGAUCAGCAACGGGCGCAAGAAGAAAUCUUCCAAAAGGAAGUGUAUUAUCCUCUGAAGGGGGGUGGGGAAGAGACUUUGAAUUCCACUGUUGGGAAUGCAGGAAGACCCUCUGGAGUUUGGGUUUUUUCCCUCCCGAGUUGCAAGAUAACUUCUGAAGGCCGUGUCCCCUCGUCCUUUUUUUGGCUGGAAGAAGGCAGCAGCGGAGCUCUCUCUUAAAACGUUGAUUUUUAUUUUCUUGUUUUUAAAACUGGGACACUUCAUCAGAUAUGAGGAGGAUUUGUAACCACAUUUUAUGUUCCUGUCACUUCUUGCCCUGUAGUUUUAUAUCACUGGGUUUCCAAUCCUUAGGAUUCUAGAGGCCAGACCAUUAAAAAGUGGCCUGCUAAUAGCUCAAUCCUGCCAGUUAGAUGGAAGUCAUAGCGUACAGGCAGCAUCUGAGUCAGAACCUUAGGGGCCUUUCUUAUUUUUGUAGCAUUUUUCCCUUUGGUUCUCAGCGAGACUGAAGAGCAAGCCAAAUAGACUGGGUGCCACGUUUCUUGCUAGCAGAAUAAAGAGCCGCGUUGGUUGGAGAUGGCCAAGAAAGAAAAUGUGGAAAGCCAAACCUUCCGUGUAGCUGAAUACUUCAUCCCAUUGUUUUAAAAUAGAUGGUGCUCGGUUCUUUUUCUUCUGGGUGGCUGACUUCUGUAUUUCGUUGUUUCUCUAGUUUGUUUUUUGGGCUGUACCGCACUACUUCUGAGUAAAGGCUUCUCCUUGCCUUCGAAUGUUUUAUCAAGAGUGUAUGGUGUGGGGAGAUCAGCAGUGUGAAAAGGUGAAUGAUCUUUGGGUAAUUAGUACAAAAAGAUUCCACCCAGAGGCAAUGGCGUCUGAUAAUUCUGCAAAACCAACAGUCCGUCUUUGCAAAUGGCUAAAUGUUGACACCAAGAGAAACAUCGUAAUAUAACUAGCCACUGCUGCCUCUUUUAAGAAACAGUUGUCCAUGGCUUGGAGCAAAAUGAUUUUGAUGCUUUAGAAAGAAGAGAGAAAUUUGGUCCAAAAGUCUUGUUCCCAAAUAUUUUGCUGCCUCCUUGGGUGGGGUAUAAGAAUUUCCUAAAAGACAAGGCGGGAGAAACCAGGUAAAGUCUGAAUUAACUUUGAAAAUUAUACUGCUCAGGAUUAAAUAAGGCAUCAGUUUCUCUCCUGUUGUGUAUUCCAACUGUCCGCUCAAAAAUCUCAGAAUCCUAUGUUAACUGAUUUGGUCCUUUCCCACAGUCCGAAGGAACUGUACAAUAAAACCCAUCACUGGGAAUAAACUUGUGAAUAAGCUAACUGAUCUAUAAGGUCUGAUGUCUGUUUUCAAACAAUAAACAUUGAAGCAAUCCUC
This is a messenger RNA of Sphaerodactylus townsendi, 2056 nucleotides long. Its product is annotated as GTPase HRas-like. Bases 191 to 751 code for a protein of 186 amino acids. Gene Ontology annotation, molecular function: GTPase activity; GDP binding; GTP binding. The record is from RefSeq and is a predicted model, not a curated record. Gene Ontology annotation, cellular component: plasma membrane. The transcript has 5 exons. Lineage: Eukaryota; Metazoa; Chordata; Lepidosauria; Squamata; Sphaerodactylidae. Gene Ontology annotation, biological process: Ras protein signal transduction.